Messenger RNA from Physeter macrocephalus (sperm whale), 1319 nucleotides. RefSeq names its product N-ribosyldihydronicotinamide:quinone dehydrogenase 2 (gene NQO2). Gene Ontology annotation, molecular function: NAD(P)H dehydrogenase (quinone) activity. NCBI's taxonomy places the organism in Eukaryota, Metazoa, Chordata, Mammalia, Artiodactyla, Physeteridae. Bases 281 to 976 code for a protein of 231 amino acids. The transcript has 7 exons. Gene Ontology annotation, cellular component: cytosol. The record is from RefSeq and is a predicted model, not a curated record.
CAGCGUCAGCCCCGCAAAGCGCGUCCUCCCGCCGACGUCUGCGAGUGCGUGGCCCGCGCGGCCAGAACGUGGCGUGGACGUCGGACGUUCUUCCGGAGGAAGUCCGCGUCCUGUCCUCGUCCUUGGUGCGCGGGCUGGCUGCCAUUGUUGGGGUCACUGAGGAGAGUGAUUGCGCCUGGGAGCCCAGGGCCCACCACACCCAGUCCUUCUGUGCCCAGAGUUAACCGCAGACCCUCCUCUUGGCAGCAUCCAGAGAGAAAAAUACCCAUCUUCCUAGAAUAUGGCAGGUAAGAAAGUGCUCAUCGUCUACGCGCACCAAGAGCCCAGGUCUUUCAACGGGUCCUUGAAGGACGUGGCGGUGGCUGAACUGAGCCGGCAGGGCUGCACUGUCACCGUUUCUGAUCUCUAUGCCAUGGACUUUGAGCCGAGGGCCACAAGGAAAGAUAUCACUGGCGCCCUCUCCAGCCCCGAGUUCUUCAGCUACAGUGUGGAAGCGUACGAGGCCUUCAAGAAGAGGUCUCUGACCAGCGACAUAAUCGCGGAGCAGAAGAAGGUUCAGGAGGCCGACCUAGUGAUGUUUCAGUUCCCGCUGUACUGGUUCAGCGUGCCGGCCAUCCUGAAGGGCUGGAUGGACAGGGUGCUGUGCCAGGGCUUUGCCUUCGACAUCCCGGGAUUCUAUGACGACGGCCUCCUCAAGGGUAAACUGGCCAUCCUGUCCUUAACCACGGGCGGCACGGCCGACAUGUACUGGAAAACUGGAGUCAGCGGAGACUUCCGAUACUUCCUCUGGCCCCUCCAGCACGGCACGCUGCACUUCUGUGGAUUUAAAGUCCUUGCCCCUCAUAUCAGUUUUGCUCCUGAAUUUGCAUCAGAAGAAGAAAGAAGGGGGAUGGUGGCCUCCUGGGCGCAGAGACUGAAGACCAUCUGGAAGGAGGAGCCCAUCCCCUGCUCGCCCCCCUGGUACUUCGGGCAGUGACCUCGGGGCCACGCUGGGAGGUGCUGGUGUGUGUAAUAAACGACGGCACGACAGAGCAGCAGGUGUGUGGGGUGAUGUGACUGUGUCUCCAGGGUCCUGUAGGCCGACUCGCGGCUCCCGUCACCCGCUGCUUGUCCCGGAUUCUCUCCUGACAGAUGUCCGUAUUCUCCCAGGCUUUCUUUUCAUUUCUAAUAUUUUUCCAUCCCCCUGUCUUCAGCCUUCGCGGGUAGUGGUGUUUUUCUGUGGUUUUCCUGGCUUGCAACUGGAUUUGUUAGGUUUUGUUUUGUUUUAUUGCAUAACUCAACUUGAAUUUCCGUUUUCAUAGAAAGGUGAAGUCUGUUCA